AUGAAUUCUUUUCCAAGUUCUGUGACCAGUCGUAAGGAAACCAUACGAUUUAACGAUAGCGAACUCCAAAAAAACGCCCGAAUAAUGAGAUCUUUCCGAAAAUGUUCGAAUGACUGCCGAAAUAAAUGUACCAAGACGAAAUCCUCAGAAUGUCUUCCUCAAAGUAGUUCUCAGAGUAGCGGCGGCUCCGAAUGGAGUUCCAGAGAUGACGGCGGCAACAGAGAGACAUGCUACGUCAGUUUGUUCCAAGUGUGCAUGAACUAUUUGUUUCCUAAAGCGUUUCCGAUGCCGUCCACCGAGUACCGGUUUAGGGUCAAGUGCGACCGGAUGAUUUCGGAUCCGACAAAGAAGAUCACCGGGAAAAUAUUAUCACCGGUGGGCAGGUGCUCGAAAUAUCCGAAAGGAAUCUUCAUUCUAUCUCCCUCGGAAAGCCGCGUGAUGAAAAUAUAUUGUCCCGGGGCCAAAAAUAGGCGUUCGAAAUGUCGGAAUAAUGAAUAA
Messenger RNA from Rhopalosiphum padi (bird cherry-oat aphid), 498 nucleotides. RefSeq lists its product as uncharacterized. NCBI's taxonomy places the organism in Eukaryota, Metazoa, Arthropoda, Insecta, Hemiptera, Aphididae. The record is from RefSeq and is a predicted model, not a curated record.